Molecule: messenger RNA, 1378 nt
Organism: Oldenlandia corymbosa var. corymbosa
Lineage: Eukaryota; Viridiplantae; Streptophyta; Magnoliopsida; Gentianales; Rubiaceae
Source: the annotation of a GenBank genome assembly
CUGAAUAAUAAUUCUGAGACACAAUGAAUAAUUUUUUGUUGCACAAUUAACAUAUAAAAAAGUAGCACAGAAGAUUUUAUACGGAUACUAAUCUUACACAUUAAAGUCCACAGUCUUUUGUUAAUGACUAUGCAAAUGAAUAAGAAAUUUGAAGUGUGUAAAAGAACUGUUUGGAACUCGCAAAGUUUAAAGAGAGUGUGUGUGUGUGUGAAAUGAGAGGCCUAUAAAAGGCCCCCUCCAACAGAGUCCAACACACAAAGAAGAAGAGAGACCACCCCCCCCACAAAAAAAAAUCUCCCAAAGAGGGAGGCAAAAAACAGAACUUUGCUGCUAAAUAAUACUAGCUAGUUUGUUCUGUUUCGUUCACUUUGGUAGGAAGCCAGCCAGCCUUAGUUUUUUUACCUUCUUAAUUAACUACUGUUGUGCAUUGUCAAGAUACUUAAAAGAGACAAAUACACUCACAAGUGAAUUUAAGAGAAAAUGUUUGCAGCUGAAAAUGGACUGAAGGGAGACUCCAGACUGGAGGCCAUCUCUGCAGCCAUUAGAGUCAUCCCUCAUUUCCCUAAACCAGGAAUAAUGUUCCAAGAUAUAACCACCCUGAUGUUGAAUCACAAAGUGUUCAAAGACACCGUGGACAUAUUCGUUGAUAGGUACAAGGACAUGGGCAUCUCUGUUGUUGCUGGAAUCGAAGCCAGAGGAUUCAUGUUUGGUCCAUCAAUAGCGCUGGCUAUCGGCGCAAAGUUUGUCCCUCUGCGUAAACCAGGAAAACUUCCAGGAAAAGUGAUCUCACAAGCUUAUGAGCUAGAGUAUGGAAAAGAUUGUAUAGAGAUGCACAUUGAUGCAGUUCAAGCAGGGGAUAGAGCUGUUGUAAUCGAUGAUUUGGUUGCCACCGGAGGAACUCUAACAGCGGCAAUCAAGCUUCUAGGUCUGGUCAUCAAAUGAUUGAUUGUUGAAUACUUAGUUUAGCAUAUUGUCAUAGUUUUGAUAAAGGAACAAAAGUUUUUAUAGAUUCCAUAAAAUGCAGAAUCAAUGGAAGCCGAAGUGGUUGAAUGCGGUUGUGUGAUCGGAUUGCGGGAGGUCAAGGGACAGAAUAGGCUGAAUGGAAGGCCACUUUACAUACUAGUGGAACCCAGGGAAUUCCAAGAUAGCUGUUGAGGGUAAGACAGACUCUGCCCGUGUUUCUUUACCAUUUUACAGUUUGAUCCUUUUCACAAAGUCUCGAAAAGGACCCGUACUAAUAAUAAAUCUCCAAUUUCUCUGUGUUUUAUGUUUUGGGCUUCAUAUCUGAUCUCCAUUUUUUUCUUGUACGUGUAGCAGCAGCUCCAUAGGAGAUGAACUUUUGAGUCCAUGCAGAUAUGACUGCAUAGCAAUUCUUGGG